AUGCAUACCAACCAAGCGUAUAUCGGCCAUACCACUAGAAACAAUCGACCACGCAAAUGGUGGCAUCAUCGUUGGUUUAAGAUCAUUUGCAUUUCUUUUAUAAUUUUAACAAUUUUUGCAGUUACUCUCUCUCUAUUGUUAAAAUUCGUCAUUCUUGCUCCGAAGAAGCCAGACAGCAUCACCACCACUACAACUCCAGCAGCAGUAACAACAAUAUCAACAUCACUAUCAUCAACGUCAACAUCCACCUCAACAUCAACGCCAACUCUAACGUCAAUAUCAACAUUAACGUCAACGUCAAUAUUAACAUUAACGACAACACUAACGUCAAUAUCAACAUCAACAACAAUCACCACCACUCCACAGUCACGUGAGUUAUAG
Rotaria sp. Silwood2 is the source of this 381-nucleotide messenger RNA. The record is from the annotation of a GenBank genome assembly. Lineage: Eukaryota; Metazoa; Rotifera; Eurotatoria; Philodinida; Philodinidae.